This is a messenger RNA of Thamnophis elegans (Western terrestrial garter snake), 2341 nucleotides long. Its product is annotated as vomeronasal type-2 receptor 26-like. Gene Ontology annotation, biological process: G protein-coupled receptor signaling pathway. The record is from RefSeq and is a predicted model, not a curated record. Lineage: Eukaryota; Metazoa; Chordata; Lepidosauria; Squamata; Natricidae. Bases 1111 to 2121 code for a protein of 336 amino acids. The transcript has a single exon. Gene Ontology annotation, cellular component: membrane. Gene Ontology annotation, molecular function: G protein-coupled receptor activity.
ACUUAAAGUAUUUCACCAUGGUGGAUGAUUGUCUUCAGAAAUUCCUGAAACUUUCAUAAGCAAUUUCAGAAUGCGCACAGUGUGACUGUGAGACAAUCCAGGAGCAAUAACAUCAAACAGAGGUUUGUAAUAAUAAAUAGUGGUUUAUGUCUCCAAAAGGAUAUACAUACACAUACUAGGCAAAGGUCAAACAAUCAGCAGCUACAGCAGGGAAGCACACACGGAGAGAGAGAUUCUCCCCAACAGAGCCUCAUCAUUACAGUAUUCCAGCAGCUGGUCAGCUGUUAAUGCAUCAUUACCCUAACAAGCAAUCAUUUUAAAAAAUGGAAGAAGCUUUAGAAAGAUACAAAGCCAAUAUCAAUGAUUGAAUACCAAAAUUCAGAAAAUUCACUCCUGGUUAUAAGUUAAGGGAAAUUGGUAUUCUAUAACAAUCACUGAUUUUAAAAUAGAUACAUUGUUUAACAAUAACUAUUGGAAAUGCCAUAAUAAGGAAGGAUCAUUUUAUCAUUUGUGGUGGUUAUGGAAAACAACAUUUUUUAAAGUAUUGGAAUGACAGAUAUCAGAAUAGUGGGGGGGAUCCUAAACAUAAAAAAAAUGAACUGAAAUGACAAAUACGCACUUUAGGUAUGAUUCUAUAAAUCUGGCACAAAAUUGGAAAGACACAUUUUGUCAGGGAUGUCAGAAUGGGAGGUAAAAUUGGAAAAUAUGGGGCAAUGGAAAAAUACAAUAUCUAUAGUAUUUAUGACAGAAGUAGCAACAAUGGGUACUAAUACUGCAUAUUACAAAGAAAAUUUAGACCUUUUGAACAUAGUUUUUAGAAAGUUUUGAGAGUAAUCAAAACUAAUAGACGAAAGUAUUCAAAUAGAUGUUAGUCAGAAUUGUUUAAAAUUAAGCACAAACACAUAUAUACAUACACACACAAACAAAUGACACACAACUCAACACUUGGCAAAUAAAGAGAAAGGAUGAUGGCAAAGUUUUCCUAUAAUCACUGUAUUCAUGCUGAGUAAUUAUUUCUUUGUGUUAUUCAAUUGCCACUACUCAAUGUAGAUCAUUUCCUCCUUUAUAUUUCAUUAUUCCAGUAAUAAAAAUUGUUUUGAAAAAAUAAAAAUGUCAUUGCUUUAUCCUGCUUUAUCGGCUCCUGUCAAUUGGUCAUGUCACUGUAGAAUGUCACUGAAUCACAAGAUAAACAGCAAUUCAUGUUUUCCAGAUGCAGCAUAUUGUGAAAAGUGUCCAGAUGGUCAGCAUUCCAACAAGAAACGAGAUCAGUGUGUCCCCAAAGUAAUAACUUUCCUGUCCUACAAAGAAACGUUAGGUCUCAUCCUGGCUAUCACAGCCUUAUAUUUGUCCCUAAACACAGCCUUAAUUCUGGGAAUCUUCAUUAAAUACCGAGAAACUCCCAUAGUCAAAGCCAACAACCGGGAUCUCACCUACAUUCUCCUGGUCUCUCUCCUGCUUUCCUUUUUGACAUCUCUUCUAUUCAUUGGUCAGCCCAAGCAAGUGACUUGCCUUCUUCAACAAAUCACUUUCAGUGUGGUUUUCUCAGUUGCUGUCUCUUCUUUGUUGGCCAAGACGAUUAUGGUGGUGGUAGCAUUUUUGGCCACAAAGCCAGGCAGCAGGAUGAGGAAAUGGUUGGGGAAAAGUCUGGCCAACUCCAUUGUCUUGUCCUGUUCUGGAGUUCAGGUGAGCAUCUGCCUUACAUGGUUGGGAAUUUCUCCCCCAUUUCCAUAUUCUGACCUGCAUUCUCAACCAAGAGAGAUCCUCCUGCAAUGUAAUGAAGGCUCAACCAUCAUGUUCUACACUGCCCUUGGCUACAUGGGCUUUCUGGCUGCCACCUGCUUCUGGGUGGCUUUCCUGGCCCGCAAGCUUCCAGGGACUUUCAAUGAAGCCAAGUGGAUCACCUUCAGCAUGCUGGUCUUCUGCAGUGUUUGGAUCUCCUUUGUCCCCACCUACCUGAGCGCCAAAGGAAAAUAUAUGGUGGCUGUGCAGAUCUUCUCCAUCUUGGCCUCCAGUCUGGGCUUACUGGGAUGUAUUUUUGUCCCCAAAUGUUACAUCAUUAUUCUGAGACCUGACAUGAACACUAAGGAGCAUCUAAUAAUGAAAAACAAUGAGGGCUCUUGAGUUUGGAAGUUUUUUUCCUUACCCAAAUUAUUUUUAGGAUAAAAUAAGAUCACUUGGAAGUGAAAUCUGUUAUGUUAAGAACUCUCUCUCUCUCUCAUGUGAACUUUCAAUCAUGACUGAUUUAGUAAGAUAUAUAAGAGAUCUGUAAGAGGUCAUUUUCUUUUAAAUCAUUACUUUACCACAAUCCAUAUUUAGGAAGAAUCAUAAAGUGGGCCUUGGU